GUAGUUCAGCGGAAGUACGGCUUGUAUCCGUAUUUAAAGGCGCCAACAAAGACUAAUUCGGGAGCUGUUUCACAAACCUGCCAUUUUCACGCACAUCAUCCAACAGAACAUUACAGCUUAGUUUAUUUAACGCAUUAAGAUGCCAGAGGAAACAGCAGCUGCUUCAACUGCCGAAAGUAUGGAGGAGAAACCUUGCUCGUCUAGCGCUGCAGACAGCUCCGUCGAUGUUUCUGAGGAAGCAAAGAAGCUGAUUGGCACAGGCAACCGACACUUGGUGAUGGGUGAUGUUGUGUCUGCAGUGAGUGUGUUUCAGGAGGCUUGUGCCAUGCUGCUGAAAAGUAUGGAGACACUGCUGAUGAAUGUGGUGAAGCUUUUUUCUUGUGUGGGAAAGCCCUUCUGGAGCUUGCUAGGAUGGAGAAUACCGUACUCGGUAAUGCUUUAGAGGGAGUCCCAGAAGAAUCCUCUGAAGAAGGCGAGAAACAGAAUGACUCUAAAAUUGAAAGUGCAGACAACUUGGAUGAGAAAACCAGAGAUGAGCUUCGAGCACAGGUUUAUGAUGCCAUGUCAGAGGACAAAACUCAGUCAGAGGUAGAAAAAGAGGUGGGGGAAGGUGAGCAGAAGAACCAAGAAGUUAAGAAGGUUGAAGAGCCAAAAGAAGGGGAUGCAGCAUCACCUAAAACUGAGAAACCAUCUGAACCUGCUCAAGAUGAGGCGAAACAAGCUGAACAUGAGGCGAAAGCUGCUGAAAAUGAGGAACCUGCCGAAGAAGUUGAGAAGUCAAAAAGUGUAAAUGAAAGCACUUCUGAAAAGGAAGAUGUCACUGUGUCAAAUGGAGUUACUGAAAAUGCUGAAAAAGAUGAAAAGGAUGAUGAGAAAAAUGGAAAUGAAGAACCCAUGGAAAAGGAUGGAGGAGAUGACGACGACGAUGAGGAUGAUGAUGAUGACGAUGAUGCAGAAGGUGAAACAAAGGAUAAGGACAGUGAGGAGGAUGAAGUUGGAAACCUGCAGUUAGCCUGGGAGAUGCUUGAGGUUGCAAAGGUGAUUUAUAAAAGAAAAGAGAGCAAAGAAGAUCAGCUAAUGGCGGCACAGAUUUACCUGAAACUUGGAGAAGUUGGAGCUGAAUCAGGUAACUACAGCCAGGCUCUGGAGGACUUCAAUGAGUGCUUAACCUGGCAGCUGAAACACCUUCCCUCUCAUAGUCGUCUUCUGGCUGAGACUCAUUACCAGUUGGGCACAACUUACAGCUACACAGCCCAGUACAGCCAAGCCAUUGAGCACUUCUCCAACUCUAUCAAAGUCAUCGAGAGCCGUCUUGCUAUGCUUCAGGAGGUAAUAGACAAGGCGGAAGGUGCAGAGGCAGCAAAGGAGGAGAAGAGUGAGCUUGAGGAGUUGAAACAGUUACUGCCAGAAAUUGCUGAGAAGAUUGAAGAUGCAAAGGAGAGCCAGAGGACGGCUGCUGCAGCGUCGGAGGCCAUCCAUCAAACUCUUGCAGGAGCAUCCACCUCAUCUGCAUUCCCAGCUGAAAAUGGUGGUCCAUCCUCCUCUACUGCUAGUCAGAUUCCUGUGAGGCCAGCUGAUGGUGCAUCUUCCUCAAAAUCUGCUUCUGACAUUUCUCACCUUGUUCGCAAAAAGAGGAAACCAGACGAGGAGAGUCCAAAAAAGGACAGUGAUGCUAAAAAGACUAAACAGGAGACCUCAGUUAAUGGCAGUGAUGACUCCGCCCACAACGGCAAUGGAGUCCAGGAGAAAAUGGAGCAGGAGUCAGCCAAUUCUUCCUCUGUGGAGACGUCAGCAUAAUGGGCAUCUUCUGAUUGACCACUUACCUUCCAACCAGCAGAGCAUGCCUGCCUCAUACUCCAUGAACAAUUGUCUCGGUUUUGUAAAUAACCUGUUUUCUUUGUCUGUCCAAUUUUUGUAUAAUUGUAGUAAACUUUGAAUAAAGGAUAUUUGCAUAUGUGAA
Messenger RNA from Cyprinus carpio (common carp), 1960 nucleotides. Its product is annotated as nuclear autoantigenic sperm protein-like. Bases 412 to 1797 code for a protein of 461 amino acids. NCBI's taxonomy places the organism in Eukaryota, Metazoa, Chordata, Actinopteri, Cypriniformes, Cyprinidae. The record is from RefSeq and is a predicted model, not a curated record. Gene Ontology annotation, cellular component: nucleoplasm. Gene Ontology annotation, molecular function: histone binding. The transcript has 15 exons. Gene Ontology annotation, biological process: CENP-A containing chromatin assembly; DNA replication-dependent chromatin assembly.